AUGCAAACUAAGGAAAUCAAAAAAAAGAAUCGUUCAAGGGAGAGCAAUUCCAGCGCUAAGAAGCAAAAGCUCAAAAAGUUGCAGUCAUCGGUUGAUGAAAAUGAAGUUGUUUCCAGCACUAAAUUUGCACUCUUCGAGGAGGAAGCCACAGUUUCGGGAGAAGACGAGACUCUGGAACAGGAAGGAACCCGAAGUUUAUCCAGCGGUCAUGAUUCUGAUGAUUAUGAUGAACUGCCUAUCGAAGAGGCGUCCGCUAAAUUGGAGAAGCGCAGGAAAAUGGACGAAGAACUCGGCGAUGAAGAGUUGCGACUUAACGUUGACUAUGGCAAAGAAGAGGAUAAUCUGUAUGGAGAGGUAUUCGGCCAGAAACCGACUGAUUUAAAGUCGGUAAAUGAGAGGAUACAAGAUACUGUCAGUAUCCUUGAAAAUUUUAAGGAAGCGUCGGAUAAGAAACGGAGUCGUUGUGAGUACGUUGAACUGCUGCAUUCCGAUCUGUGCACAUAUUAUGGCUAUAACGCGUUCAUGAUGGAAAAGUUCAUGGAGUUGUUUGACUUGAAGCAGCUGCUAGAAUUUCUUGAGGCAAACGAAGUAGAAAGGCCCUUGGUAAUCAGGAGUAAUACCCUGAAAACACGUAGGCGAGAACUGGCACAGGCUCUCAUCGGUCGUGGAGUGAAUUUAGACCCGGUCGGAAGUUGGUCGAAGGUUGGAUUGGUUGUAUACGAUUCUAAAGUUCCCAUUGGUGCCACACCCGAAUAUCUUGCCGGACAUUACAUGCUUCAAGGCGCCAGCAGUUUUUUGCCAGUGAUGGCGUUGGCUCCCCGCGAGAACGAGAAAAUUCUUGACCUUUGUGCAUCCCCUGGAGGUAAAAGUACCUACAUAUCAGGCCUAAUGAAAAACACCGGCAUUCUUGUUACCAACGAAAUCUCUCGUGAGCGCUGUAGCGCUUUGGUUGCCAACUUGCAUCGUCUUGGCGUGGUCAACGCGAUCAUUCAAGGAUCAGCAUUUGACCGAGUUUUACUUGAUGCUCCAUGCAGUGGCACCGGCGUAGUGUCGAAAGAUCCAUCUGUGAAACUUUCAAAAGAGAAGAGGGACAUCGAUCGGUGCGUGACUCUGCAGAAGCAGCUCCUGUUUCGCAAACACCGUUUUCACCCCACGUUAAAACUCUGUCGCCGAUUUUAUCCACAUCUACAUAAUUUAGACGGAUUUUUUGUGGCGAAGUUGAAGAAAUUAUCUAAUCAGAUUCCACAGACAGACACAGAUGAACCUAAGGAAGUAGAUGCAGAAAUGAAUGAGCAGAUGUCGACUGUGUCCAAAAAAUUGAAAAACAGCGCAGCGAAUCACAAGAAAGUCGGUAACAAGCAUAAGACGCCGAAAACGUCCCAGUUGCAUGUCAAAAAAAGCGUUUUCAAGAAAAGAAAAUCCGACACACAAAAAGAAGCUACAAACGUAGUAAAAAGGCCGAAAAAGACUGAUAGAUCGUCUUAUGCAAACAAUGCUCAAUGA
Soboliphyme baturini is the source of this 1503-nucleotide messenger RNA. Lineage: Eukaryota; Metazoa; Nematoda; Enoplea; Dioctophymatida; Soboliphymatidae. The record is from the annotation of a GenBank genome assembly.